Messenger RNA from Hansenula anomala, 558 nucleotides. RefSeq names its product Tim21p (gene TIM21). The record is from RefSeq and is a predicted model, not a curated record. The annotation marks the transcript as partial. Lineage: Eukaryota; Fungi; Ascomycota; Saccharomycetes; Phaffomycetales; Wickerhamomycetaceae. Gene Ontology annotation, biological process: protein import into mitochondrial matrix. The transcript has a single exon. Gene Ontology annotation, cellular component: TIM23 mitochondrial import inner membrane translocase complex.
CCAAAGUCAAAUGAUAAAAACCCAAAGAUCCCAUUGUGGGCUAGAGUCAAAACUGCCUCAACAUUCGCCGUUGCUACCACUGUUGUGUUGGGUGCUGCUGGUUUAGCUGGGUUAGUCAUAUACUUGGUCGUUUCAGAAAUUGUUUUACCUUCAGGUGAUACACAAGUAUUUAAUAAAGCCGUUAGCAUGAUUGAAAAAGAUGAAAAGUGUCAAGAACUCCUACAACUGGAGAAAGGUAAGAGGUUAAAAGCGUAUGGUGAAAGUAGUGACAAUAAAUGGACAAGAAAUAGACCAAUUGCUUCAACUAGACGUGUGGAUAAGACUGGUAAAGAACACUUGUUCAUGAGAUUCCAUGUUGAAAGUGGAUCAAGACAUGGGGCAGUUCAACUUGAAACUGUUCAAGCUGAUGUGUUACAUCCGGAAUAUUCAUACAUCUAUUUAGAUGUCCCAGGUGAAAAAAGAUACUAUGUGAUUGCUCCUCCUCAACCAAAACUUUUGGGAUCAAGAGAUCAGAAUACUGGGUUUUUAGGUGUCAAAUGGGGCCCAAAAACUGACUGA